This is a messenger RNA of Egretta garzetta (little egret), 3886 nucleotides long. RefSeq names its product catenin alpha 1 (gene CTNNA1). The record is from RefSeq and is a predicted model, not a curated record. The coding region runs from base 1 to 2718 and encodes 905 amino acids. Lineage: Eukaryota; Metazoa; Chordata; Aves; Pelecaniformes; Ardeidae. Gene Ontology annotation, cellular component: actin cytoskeleton; catenin complex; adherens junction. Gene Ontology annotation, biological process: cell-cell adhesion; cell migration. The transcript is spliced from 17 exons. Gene Ontology annotation, molecular function: structural molecule activity; beta-catenin binding; cadherin binding.
AUGACUGCUGUUACUGCAGGCAACGUUAACUUCAAAUGGGACCCCAAAAGCUUGGAGAUAAGAACACUGGCGGUUGAAAGACUACUUGAGCCUCUUGUUACGCAGGUAACAACACUGGUUAACACUAGCAACAAGGGCCCCUCUAAUAAAAAGCGGGGGCGUUCUAAAAAGGCCCAUGUUUUGGCUGCUUCAGUUGAACAAGCAACAGAGAAUUUCCUGGAGAAAGGAGACAAAAUUGCGAAAGAGAGCCAGUUCCUUAAAGAGGAGCUGGUAGCGGCUGUGGAAGAUGUUCGUAAGCAAGGUGACUUGAUGAAGAGCGCUUCGGGGGAGUUUGCAGAUGACCCCUGCUCCUCUGUGAAACGAGGGAACAUGGUCCGAGCGGCGCGCGCCCUCCUCUCCGCUGUUACUCGACUGCUGAUUUUGGCCGACAUGGCAGAUGUCUACAAGCUGCUUGUUCAACUUAAAGUAGUGGAAGAAGGUAUCUUGAAACUAAGAAAUGCUGGCACAGAGCAAGAUUUGGGUAUCCAGUACAAAGCCCUCAAACCAGAAGUGGACAAGCUUAACAUAAUGGCAGCCAAAAGACAACAGGAAUUGAAAGAUGUGGGUCACCGUGAUCAAAUGGCGGCAGCCAGAGGAAUUCUGCAGAAGAACGUUCCCAUUCUUUAUACUGCAUCGCAGGCCUGUCUGCAGCACCCUGAUGUAGCUGCUUACAAAGCCAACAGGGACUUGAUCUACAAGCAGCUUCAGCAAGCGGUCACGGGCAUCUCAAACGCAGCUCAAGCAACUGCAUCAGAUGAUGCUGCCCAGCAGCAGGGUGGAGGUGGAGAGCUGGCUUAUGCUCUGAACAACUUUGAUAAACAAAUUAUUGUGGAUCCAUCAACCUUCAGUGAAGAACGUUUUAGGCCUUCCCUGGAAGAGCGCCUGGAGAGCAUCAUUAGCGGAGCAGCCCUGAUGGCUGAUUCAUCCUGCACACGUGAUGACCGACGGGAACGUAUAGUUGCCGAGUGUAAUGCAGUGCGACAGGCCUUGCAGGAUCUACUUUCAGAAUACAUGGGGAAUGCUGGACGCAAAGAAAGAAGUGAUGCACUGAAUUCUGCAAUUGAUAAAAUGACCAAAAAGACCAGAGACUUGCGUAGACAGCUCCGCAAAGCUGUUAUGGACCAUGUAUCGGACUCUUUUCUGGAAACAAAUGUUCCGCUUUUAGUAUUGAUUGAAGCUGCCAAGAACGGGAACGAAAAAGAAGUUAAAGAAUAUGCCCAGGUUUUCCGUGAACAUGCCAACAAACUGAUUGAGGUUGCCAACUUGGCCUGUUCCAUCUCAAACAACGAAGAAGGUGUGAAAUUGGUUCGCAUGUCAGCCAGCCAGCUUGAAGCCCUGUGUCCCCAGGUCAUUAACGCUGCACUGGCUCUGGCUGCUAAACCCCAAAGCAAGCUGGCUCAAGAAAACAUGGAUCUCUUCAAAGAGCAGUGGGAGAAGCAAGUCCGUGUGCUGACAGAUGCUGUUGAUGACAUCACUUCCAUUGAUGACUUCUUGGCUGUAUCAGAGAAUCAUAUUUUAGAAGAUGUAAACAAAUGUGUCAUUGCUCUCCAAGAAAAAGAUGUUGAUGGUUUAGACCGCACAGCUGGUGCCAUUCGAGGACGUGCUGCUAGAGUCAUUCAUGUUGUCACUUCUGAAAUGGAUAACUACGAACCUGGAGUCUACACUGAGAAGGUUUUGGAAGCAACUAAGUUACUGUCCAACACAGUUAUGCCGCGGUUUACUGAGCAAGUAGAAGCUGCUGUGGAAGCACUGAGCUCAGACCCUGCUCAGCCAAUGGAUGAGAAUGAAUUUAUCGAUGCUUCGCGACUGGUGUACGACGGAAUACGAGAUAUCAGGAAAGCCGUACUGAUGAUCCGGACUCCCGAAGAGUUGGAUGAUUCUGACUUUGAGACCGAGGAUUUUGACGUCCGAAGCAGAACAAGUAUUCAGACCGAAGAUGAUCAGCUCAUUGCUGGACAAAGUGCGAGGGCUAUCAUGGCUCAGCUCCCUCAAGAGCAAAAAGCUAAGAUUGCUGAGCAAGUCGCAAGCUUCCAGGAAGAAAAGAGUAAAUUGGAUGCUGAAGUAUCAAAAUGGGAUGACAGCGGUAAUGAUAUAAUUGUUCUGGCAAAACAAAUGUGUAUGAUUAUGAUGGAAAUGACAGACUUCACCAGAGGUAAAGGUCCACUGAAAAAUACGUCAGAUGUGAUUAGUGCAGCCAAGAAGAUUGCCGAGGCUGGGUCAAGGAUGGACAAGCUGGGACGGACUAUUGCUGACCAUUGCCCCGAUUCUGCGUGCAAGCAGGACCUCCUAGCCUACCUGCAGCGCAUCGCGCUCUAUUGCCAUCAGCUGAAUAUCUGUAGCAAGGUGAAGGCUGAAGUUCAAAACCUCGGCGGGGAGCUGGUUGUGUCUGGGGUGGACAGUGCCAUGUCUCUCAUCCAAGCAGCCAAGAACCUGAUGAACGCUGUGGUGCAAACCGUGAAGGCUUCUUACGUGGCAUCCACCAAGUACCAGAAGUCCCAGGGCAUGGCUUCGCUCAAUCUUCCCGCUGUCUCUUGGAAGAUGAAGGCUCCGGAGAAGAAACCCCUGGUCAAGAGGGAGAAACAAGAUGAAACCCAAACUAAAAUCAAGAGAGCGUCCCAGAAGAAACACGUUAACCCGGUGCAGGCCCUCAGUGAGUUCAAGGCCAUGGAGAGUAUUUAAAGAGAGGUCUCGGUCUUGGUUAUUUUUUUUUCUCUAGCCCACUACUGCUACUUCCAGAACUCUACUUUUAAUAUUCUAAGGAUUUUUCAAAAGUUUACUAUUCCUCAAAAUGUAUUUACUUAAUAUAAUUUUGAUAACUUUGUUUAGAUUACGUGGGGAAAUGCUCAAAUUUAUAAGUCCUAUCAGUAUAGCUUCAGCCUGCGGAAGAGUGUUCAUUUAGAUUGCUUUUAGAUUUCAGGGGUGUAUUUCUAGAGGAAAAUUAUUUUGUAUAAUCUCGCUUUAAAUAAAAUAUUCUAUAACCAAAGAGGGUUUUACAGCAACACUAAUGGUUAACACUAACAGUUGAAUCAUGCUACGCGGAGACUGCAGUUUUUCAUGGUGAUUGAGAGGGGGAAAUUGCAAUCUUUUCACUCUGAAAAAAAUUAAUUAAAGUAUUGUGUGUAUUAGUGUAUUCCCGCUGUCGGGGUGGCAAGGGAGCGAGCUUUGUACGCUCAAAGGAGCGUGACAAUGCCAGCAGGCGCUAGCUGCGCUGCCGCAACAGCCUGACCACAACUGGAAAACAUCUGGAAAAGCUACAGAGCCUCGCCCGGGCUGGGUCCCGCACAGCGGGGGGGGCGUUUUUGGAGACGCGCUCGGUGGUUUCGCCACGCCGCUCGCCCUGGGCCGCCCGAGAGCUGUUUGCCAGGCCGGUGGCUCCCACCCUGCCUGGCGUACGGGGCACCCGCCCGUGCCUCCGCGGGCCUUUUCGGAGGGGGUUUCACACGCCUCUCGCCUGGGGGAGCACCCAGAGCAAACCCCGUGGGACACACGAUCAGGGAGGCGGCUGAUUACUUCUGUAAGACACCGGCCGGGAAUUUUAAUGCCUGGUUACAAAUUACUCAUGUAUUUUGCUGCGGGACACUAAUAAAGUUGCUUUUACCAGCCGGCGUAUUGUGGUGCUGUGAAUGGAGCGGGCUCCCAGCCCGCCCCUGCUCCCCCUCCCCGCCAUUCAGAUGCAAAUCGGCUUUGUACUCAUUUCUCAUAAUUGCUCUGCAUCCCGCCUGGGGCUUCCAAAGGCACCCAGCAAAUAAUGUUUGCUCAGGCUGCAAUUUAGACUGUACAUUAUUUGUGAUAACUAUAGCUACAAGGUAUAAUUUCGCCGUCGUAUUUAAAUUUUAUGAAUUUCAGC